Messenger RNA from Solea senegalensis (Senegalese sole), 10969 nucleotides. It is a transcript of the gene scn8ab, whose product is annotated as sodium channel, voltage gated, type VIII, alpha subunit b. Gene Ontology annotation, cellular component: axon; voltage-gated sodium channel complex; plasma membrane. The coding region runs from base 552 to 6464 and encodes 1970 amino acids. Lineage: Eukaryota; Metazoa; Chordata; Actinopteri; Pleuronectiformes; Soleidae. The record is from RefSeq and is a predicted model, not a curated record. Gene Ontology annotation, biological process: neuronal action potential; sodium ion transmembrane transport; membrane depolarization during action potential. The transcript has 29 exons. Gene Ontology annotation, molecular function: calcium ion binding; voltage-gated sodium channel activity.
AAGCUAUACAUUUUAAGUUAGUUUCAGUGUAAGAGUUAAAAACGUGUUUUUCUACUUCCAGGUGCGUUUGUCAAAUAAAAAUAAAAUCACAUGUAUUUUCACAGCAGAUCCAGAUAAAAACAAAGAUCCAUAACCGCAACAUCAAUAAGGCUCCUGUCAUUACAUGAACACUGAACAGUGUGUGUGUUUUUCUGCUUACGACGCUGCGGUCUCUUGUCCGUUAGUGAAACUAAAGGCAUUUACUGACACUCCCUAACAAUUUGCUGAGAGUCAUCAAUUAUGCAGGGUAGCCGCACUCACUGGGAAGGAAGAUAGCAGCAACAAUAUGGCGACAGCCGCAGUUACUCCCGACUCUUUUCUACAUCUGCAGUUCACUGACAGCUGUCCUGGUUUCUGUUGAUGCGAGAACAAAUUCGCGGAUCUGGCUUUCUCUGUCACUCUCUCCUACUGCCGGCGGAGUUUUCCCUGACUUUCUGAUUACUGAUUCAUUUCCAGAGCUGGAUGUCUGGGAUGGAAAACAAAUAAAGAGGAAAUAGCUGCAGCAUGAAAACAUGGCCGCACCCCUUCUUGCACCCCCAGGACCUGACAGCUUCAAGAAAUUCACCCCAGAGUCGCUUGCUAACAUCGAGAAGCGAAUCAAUGAAGAGAAGAACAAGAAGCCACCCAAGCCCAGAUCGGACAGUAGUCACCGCGACACAUCUGACGACAAUGAGCCCAAGCCAAACAGGGACCUGGAGGCUGGGAAGAGCCUGCCGUUCAUCUACGGCGAUAUUCCUGAUGGAAUGGCUGCAACACCACUGGAGGAUUUGGACCCAUAUUAUUUGAACCAGAAAACAUUUAUAGUCCUAAACAAAGGGAAAACACUCUUCCGCUUCAGUGCCACGCCCUCCUUGUACAUCAUAAGCCCUUUUAAUAUAUUUAGGCGAAUAGCUAUUAAGAUUUUGAUACAUUCGUUAUUCAGCAUGAUCAUCAUGUGUACGAUUUUGACCAACUGUAUAUUCAUGACAUUUAGUGACCCCCCAGAGUGGUCUAAACAAGUAGAGUAUACCUUCACCGGUAUCUAUACAUUUGAGUCGCUCACAAAAAUUGUUGCCCGAGGCUUCUGUAUAGAUGGGUUCACCUUUCUCCGAGACCCAUGGAACUGGCUGGAUUUCAUGGUCAUCUCAAUGGCAUAUAUAACAGAAUUUGUGGACCUUGGGAAUGUCUCGGCGCUGAGAACGUUCAGGGUUCUCCGAGCUUUGAAAACUAUUUCUGUCAUUCCAGGCCUGAAGACCAUUGUGGGCGCUCUGAUCCAGUCCGUGAAGAAGCUGUCGGAUGUGAUGAUCCUGACUGUCUUCUGUCUCAGCGUCUUUGCUCUGAUUGGGCUGCAGCUCUUCAUGGGAAACCUGCGGCAUAAAUGCGUAUACUGGCCAAUCAACGAGACUGCGUAUUACCUGGCAAAUGGACAGAAAACCUUUCACUACGACGAAUAUAUGAUGAAUGAAAGUAAUUUCUACUUCCUCCCUGAUCAGCUUGAUGCUCUACUAUGUGGAAAUAGUUCUGACUCAGGAAACUGCCCAGAGGGAUAUACAUGUAUCAAAGCUGGAAGGAACCCAAACUACGGAUACACCAGCUUUGACAGCUUUGGAUGGGCUUUUCUCACCCUUUUCCGCCUCAUGACCCAAGACUUCUGGGAAAAUCUCUACAUGCUGACUCUGCGAGCUGCUGGAAAGACCUACAUGAUCUUCUUCGUGCUCGUCAUCUUUGUGGGCUCCUUCUACCUGGUGAAUCUCAUCUUGGCUGUGGUGGCUAUGGCUUAUGAGGAGCAGAACCAGGCCACGAUUGAGGAGGCGGAGCAGAAAGAGGCCGAAUUCAAGGCCAUGCUGGAGCAGCUGAGAAAGCAGCAGGAGGAGACUCAGGCUGCUGCCAUGGCAACAUCUGCAGGUACAGUGUCUGAGGCUGCGUUAGAGGAUGAAGGAGGGGGCCACUUGUCCCGCAGCUCCUCUGAGGUCUCCAAGCUGAGCUCCAAGAGUGCAAAGGAACGCCGCAAUCGCAAAAAGAAAUGGCGUCAGAAAGAGCAAGAGAAGGAGAAGGGGGACAGUGAAAAGGUUGUAAAGUCUGACUCAGACGAUGGAAGCAAGAAAAGCACCAUUCGUUUCCCAGGAACCCGGCUUGGGAGGAAGACAUCCAUCAUGAACCAGUCCCUACUGAGCAUCCCUGGCUCGCCGUUUAUGUCGCGCCACAACAGCCGCAGCAGCAUCUUCAGCUUCAAAGGUCGCUCUAAAGACAUGGGCUCAGAGAACGAGUUUGCCGACGACGAGCACAGCACGGUGGAGGAGAGCGAGGAUCGGCGGGGCUCCCUGUUCAUCCCUUACCGCCGCAACAGCUACAGUGGCUACAGCCAAGGCUCGUCGCGCAUCCAUCCACUUGCACCCCACGCUGGAGGGAAGAGGAACAGCACAGUGGACUGCAAUGGUGUGGUGUCUCUCAUCGGCCCUGGGCCCGGCAGACGGCUUCUGCCUGAGACGACAGAUGUGGAGAUUAAGAAGAAACACUCUGGCUCUCUUAUGGUUUCCGUGGAUCAGCUCAACUCCUCCUUCAAAGGGAAGGACCGUGCCAACAGCCAGAUGAGUGUUGUCACCAACACACUGCUUGAGGAGUUGGAGGAGUCUCAGAGGAAGUGUCCUCCCUGCUGGUACAAGUUCGCCAACAUCUUCCUCAUCUGGGAAUGCUUUCCCAUGUGGCUGAAGAUCAAGCACAUCGUCUACUUGAUCGUCAUGGAUCCGUUCGUUGACUUAGCCAUUACUAUCUGUAUUGUCCUCAAUACCCUCUUCAUGGCCAUGGAGCACUAUCCCAUGACUGAGCACUUUCAAGGUGUUCUGUCCGUUGGCAACCUGGUUUUCACAGGUAUCUUUGCUGGGGAGAUGUUCGCAAAGCUAAUUGCCAUGGAUCCAUAUUACUACUUUCAGGAAGGCUGGAACUGCUUUGACGGCUUCAUCGUGACACUGAGUUUAGUUGAGCUGGGACUGGCUGAUGUGGAAGGUCUGUCAGUGCUCAGGUCCUUCCGAUUGCUGAGAGUCUUCAAAUUGGCCAAAUCAUGGCCCACCCUCAACAUGCUGAUCAAGAUCAUUGGUAACUCGGUGGGAGCUCUGGGUAAUCUGACCCUGGUGUUGGCCAUCAUCGUCUUCAUCUUUGCCGUGGUGGGCAUGCAGCUAUUUGGCAAAAGUUACAAGGACUGCGUGUGUAAGAUCGCCCCUGACUGUAAGCUACCUCGCUGGCACAUGCACGACUUCUUCCACUCCUUCCUGAUCGUGUUCAGAGUAUUGUGUGGGGAAUGGAUUGAGACCAUGUGGGACUGUAUGGAGGUGGCUGGACAGACCAUGUGUCUCACUGUCUUCAUGAUGGUCAUGGUCAUUGGAAACCUGGUGGUGCUUAACCUGUUCCUUGCCUUGCUGCUGAGUUCAUUCAGUGCAGACAAUCUGGCUGCCACAGAUGACGAUGGAGAGCCCAACAACCUCCAGCUCGCAGUAAACCGUAUAAAGAUCGGGAUUGCCUGGUUCAAGGCCAACAUGCGGAUUGUUAUGGCCACGGUGCUCAAGAAGCCCAUAGAGGAUGAACAGAAGCCUCUGGAUGAAAUGUAUGAGAAGAAGCUCAACUGCAUUGCAAACCACACAGUGGACAUCAACCGUGAACUGGACUAUGCUAAAAAUGGCAACGGCACCACGAGUGGCAUUGGAAGCAGUGUGGGGAAGUAUAUGAUUGAUGAAGACUACAUGUCCUUCAUCCACAACCCCAACCUUACGGUCUGCGUUCCCAUUGCUGUCGGGGAGUCGGACUUUGAAAAUCUUAAUACGGAGGACUUCAGCAGCGAAUCGGACGUGGAGAACAGCAAAGACCUGGACGACACCAGUUCAUCUGAGGGCAGCACAAUCGACAUCAAGCCUGAUGUGGAGGAGGUGGCAGUCGUGGAGGUAGUGGAGGAGUACCUUGACCCAGAAGCCUGCUGGACAGACGAAUGUGUGGCCAAAUACAAGUGCUGUGACGUUCCCAUCACUCAUGGCUGGGGGAAAUACUGGUGGUUCUUGAGGAAAACCUGCUACCUGAUCGUGGAACACAACUGGUUUGAAACCCUCAUCAUCUUCAUGAUCCUGUUGAGCAGCGGCGCUUUGGCCUUUGAGGACGUGUACAUUGAGCAAAGGAAGACGGUGCGCAUCAUUCUAGAGUAUGCCGACCGCGUCUUCACCUAUAUCUUCAUCCUCGAGAUGUUGCUGAAAUGGGUGGCGUACGGCUUCGUCAAGUACUUCACUAACGCCUGGUGUUGGUUGGACUUCUUCAUUGUGGAUGUGUCUAUAGUCAGCCUUAUAGCUAAUGCGUUGGGCUUCUCCGAUCUAGGCCCGAUUAAAUCACUCAGGACACUAAGGGCCUUGAGACCCCUCAGGGCCCUGUCACGUUUUGAAGGGAUGAGGGUUGUGGUAAAUGCCUUGGUGGGUGCAAUUCCCUCCAUCAUGAAUGUGCUGCUGGUGUGUCUGAUUUUCUGGCUCAUCUUCAGCAUCAUGGGAGUCAACCUUUUUGCUGGGAAGUAUUACUUCUGUUUCAAUGAGACGUCCGAGCAGUACUUCCUACCCAGCGAGGUCAACAACAAAACAGAGUGUAUGGCCCUCAUUAAUAGAAACGCCACUGAUGUCAGAUGGAAAAAUGUCAAGAUCAACUUUGACAACGUGGGUGCUGGAUACUUAGCACUCCUGCAAGUGGCAACAUUCAAAGGCUGGAUGGACAUUAUGUAUGCAGCUAUAGAUUCUAGAAAGGUGGAGGACCAGCCCAUCUAUGAGGACAACUUGUACAUGUACAUCUACUUUGUCAUCUUCAUCAUUUUUGGCUCGUUCUUCACCCUAAACCUCUUCAUUGGUGUCAUCAUUGACAACUUCAACCAGCAAAAGAAAAAGUUUGGAGGUCAGGACAUCUUCAUGACAGAGGAGCAGAAGAAAUACUACAAUGCCAUGAAGAAACUGGGGUCAAAGAAACCACAAAAACCAAUACCGAGGCCUCAGAACCAAGUCCAGGGCAUUGUGUUUGACUUUGUGACGCAGCAGGUGUUCGACAUCUCCAUCAUGAUACUCAUCUGCCUCAACAUGGUCACCAUGAUGGUGGAGACCGAUGAUCAGUCGGACGAGACGGAGGACGUGCUUUACUGGGUCAACUUCAUCUUUAUUGUGGUCUUCACUGGCGAGUUUUUACUGAAGCUCUUCGCACUGCGUCACUACUACUUCACCAAUGGCUGGAACAUCUUUGAUGUGGUUGUGGUCAUCCUUUCAAUUGUGGGAAUGUUUCUGGCUGAUAUUAUUGAGAAGUACUUUGUGUCACCGACACUCUUCAGGGUGAUCCGUCUGGCUCGUAUUGGCAGAAUCCUGCGUCUCAUCAAGGGCGCCAAAGGAAUCAGAACUCUUCUGUUUGCCCUCAUGAUGUCCCUCCCCGCCUUGUUCAACAUUGGCUUGUUACUUUUCUUAGUCAUGUUCAUUUUCUCCAUUUUUGGCAUGUCAAACUUUGGCUAUGUGAAACAUGGGGCAGGAAUCGAUGACUUGUACAACUUUGAGACGUUUGGCAACAGUAUGAUCAUUCUGUUCAUGAUCACCACGUCAGCGGGCUGGGAUGGCCUGCUGCUGCCCAUUCUUAACUACCCUCCAGACUGUGACCCCACAUAUGAGAAUCCUGGCACUCCUGCCACAGGAGACUGUGGCAACCCUUCGGUGGGCAUCUUCUUCUUUGUUAUGUACAUCAUCAUUUCUUUCCUAAUUGUGGUCAACAUGUACAUCGCCAUCAUCCUGGAAAACUUCAGUGUGGCCACAGAGGAGAGUGCUGACCCACUCAGUGAGGAUGACUUUGAGACCUUUUAUGAGAUUUGGGAGAAGUUUGACCCCGACGCCUCCCAGUUUAUCACCUAUGCCAAGCUUUCGGACUUUGCUGAUGCGCUUGAACACCCACUCCGAGUCCCCAAGCCUAACACCAUUGAACUUAUCGCCAUGGACAUGCCAAUGGUGAGUGGUGACCGCAUCCACUGCCUGGACAUCCUGUUCGCCUUCACUAAGCGCGUGCUGGGCGACAGUGGCGAGCUGGACAUGUUGAGGCAACAAAUGGAGGAGCGCUUUGUGGCGGCCAAUCCCUCCAAAGUCUCUUACGAGCCGAUCACCACCACUCUGAGACGCAAGCAGGAGGAUGUGUCAGUUAGAAUCAUUCAAAGGGCCUACCGAUCCUACCUGGCCAGACGCGGCUUUGUCUGUAAACGCAAGCCAUCCAGUAACAAAGUGGAGAACGGCGGGAACAAUCAGGAACAAGAAAAAAGGGAGAGCACUCCCUCCACUGCCUCCCUGCCCUCUUAUGACAGUGUAACGAAACCUGACAAGGAGAAACAGGAUGACAACAAUGAGGGCAAGGGGGGGAGGAAAGAGAAAGGAAGAAACCAAAAAGACAUCAGGGAAUCUAAAUGUUAGAAUGUUGGAUUAAUAACCACAGUAAUAACAAUACAAAUUAUAAUAAUGUAACUUCAAGCAGAGGAAACUCACCCACACAGAUGUACAGAUUAUUUCAUUUCCAAGUCAGAAAAAAAAAUAAUAUUCAGUAAUUUUGUUUACAGACUUCAUUCUUAUAUUGAUGCAGAGGGAAGCCACUUGGUCUGUCACAGCUUGAAGACUCUUGAACUUCUGUCAAACCAAACAUAAUCAGCAUACUGUGCGACACUGUUGUAUCUACCGAUCUUAACAAAAGGGAAUGAAAGCAGACGUGGAAAUGUCUGUUGCUCACUUACCACAGGUCUACAGAUAAGACAAGUAACUCUAUACCAGGAUGUCGGGUGGAAUGGAAAAAACAAACAAAAAAAACACUAAGAGAACUCUGCGCCUGGAUGCAAAUAAUGGAUUCCUUCAUAAGACUGUGUUGUCAAGGAAAACCAAGGCUUGCUGCUAGAUGCUAAAGGACUGUCCUCCUAAAGCAGCCAGUGAGUGGUUCUGUGUCAUUUAAUGUGAGUUGAAUAGCAGAUAAGGAAAUGACACUCUCUCUCUCUAUAAGAGCAAACAGAGGGAUGACUGUGAGUGAAAGACACAAAUGACAGAGAGCGUUGGGAGUACUUUUUUUUUUUGUUUUAUUAAAGCUAGAACUUUUUAAUUUGAGCAACAAAAAUGCAAACAAGAUGAAAAAAGAACAAUAUUCAACAUUUUUGCCCAUGUCACUUAACUCUUCUACUCAUUUUAUCUUUGUUAUACCCACAUCAAAAAUGCUUUUUUUACAUGGGCUUUCACACCAAUUGGUUAAGGGUCUGUUUAUUAUGGGGUCAACUCAGGCCAAGGGCUUACAUUUACUCAGAAAGAUUUCCAAACAAAUACAUAAAUAAUUGUGCUUGUUCAAUGCAUAGAAAUGACUUGCAUGAUGGCAUGUUUUGAUCAGAAAUCUUGCAUGAAUUAUCAUAGUCCACAAGACACUAAUACUCAGACCACACCAGUGGCUCGACAGUGAGAUCGAGACAUUGUCGAAAUUUGAAAGUUCAGAGUUACGAGUCAUUUGUUUAACAAAGAUAAGUGGGGGUUGAUCAUCUAAAAUGGGUCCGAAAUUUUAUCUCAUUACGCAACACACAAUAUAAAAAUGACUAUGUUUAAAUUAUUGCCUCUAUCGACAGAAGAAUGGAACAUGUUGGUUAAAUUAGUGCCGACAUGGUGGAUCAGUGGGUGAAAUCCAAACAUUUAUUUGCUGCUCUGGAGAUGAUUUAGUGUGUGAGAUGUAGAAAAUGGACGUUUGUGUGAAUCGCGGGAUUGAAAUGUUUGUUAAUUUGGACUCAAAUGUUUUCAAGGGUGCAACACUUUGAAACGUAAAAGCUUAUAUUUAUAAUUUGUAUGCACCGAUGUAAUGUCCCAUACCAUCUGCCUUUAGUUUUGUCUGAGCAGGGCAUUUUUACUGAGGGGUCCUACUGAGGGGUACAAGUGGUUUUGGGGGAUUUCAAAGGUAUGGCAAACUCCUUUGAAUUGCUGAUGUUUCUCCAUGUGUGAGAAGACUUCUGAUUAUGGUUCCGUUUACAUCAUUUGAUGGCAUAUAUUUACAUGUGUUAUGAUUAUUAUUACUGUUGUUGUUGUUUUUGUUUUUUUUUGCUGAUGUAAAUUGAAUGUUUUGUUGUGUGCCGCGUCUUAUUUGACAUGAUUUUAAAAAGCCACACCUGAGAUGAUAUGCUGAGGGGGAAAACGGUCCUGUGUUGGAACAUAUUGUCGAGUGUUAGAGCUGUGUCCUGAUGUAAUGAGAAGCCGAAACCUAUGAAUGGGUGAUGAUAAUAUUGUGUGUGGAGAAGCCAAAGAGACCUGCCUUGUUAUCCCUUGUUGCCCUUUGUCAGUGGAGUGGGAUUGGGUGGAGAAUGCCCUGCCCAUUCUGUUUUUUCGCUGUCAUUAUUAGACAGAGAGACCCUAGAAAUGUAUGCAAUGCUUGAAAAAAUCCAUCUGUUUUCUCAGGAGAUAAUAUAGAUGUACUAUUGUGAGCUCUGCAACAAAAUGCAAGUGAAUGUGAUGGGAGUAUUUAUGAAAUCAUGUUUUGCUCUUUUGUGUUUUAUGCCAUGCUGAUGGACAAUGAUCUCGGGCCGGCUGCCUCGUCUCUGUAGCCGCCUGGUCAGGGGCCAGUUUAGCGCUUCCUGCUUAUGAUGCCUAGAUUUAUAGGGCUAGUAGCAUCUCGGUGAAACGGCAACAUGUUUGCUCACGUGUUAAGGCGGCAUUUAUAUCGCAGGCAAAUUACAUUUGUGGUUAAGUCAACUAUGGACUGCAGUCUGGUCUCAAUUAAUGUCAGUAAACGGCAAAAAUAACAACAUUCACCCCCGAUAGCAGUCACAGAUACAGGAAACACUGUGAGGAGAUGUCAUGAGAGUGAAUUGGGAUAUGUUGGUUUGAGUAGCACACUGGAUUCUUUGUGAAGCAUUUUCACUAUUUAACAACAACAAUGUGUUCCCUGAGCCUCUCGUUUGCCAUCGUUCUCCAUCAUGCUCUGCUGCAUAACAAAUACCAAAUAACCAACAGAGCACUGGAUGCUUUUUUUAAUGGUACUGUGAGCCGAAGCACCACAUCCAAGCUUUUGCACUUCCUGUUGUGCAGUGAUGUCACUUCCUGUUUAUGAAUACCACACACACACACACACACACACACAUCCCUUCUCAAGUUCCACAGUCUAGUUGCUGCAUGAGAUCUCCAAAAUCAGUGUGGGUGUUAACUUGAACCAAAUAAAACUCUGAAUGAUGAGCAUAAAAGCUACUGCCGUCCAUUUUCUCCAAGACAACCAUGGAUAUACAGAUGCGUAUGACAGAAAGAAGCCUAAAAAAUCCAAAAAAAAUCCUACAUUGGGUAAAACUUCAAAUAAAACAACUACACUCGGGCUAUGUUCUGUACGGCACAAACUGCAGAAGCUAAGAAUGGACUUUUUAAGAAACUAUAAAUAAUGUAAUAUAUUAUUUUAACGGCAUGUGUAGUUUUUUGUAAAUACAGGAUUACUUAAAAAACUAUGGCUAUUAAUCUAACACUAAAUAUUAAUAACCAUAAAUAGAAUGGCUUCCAGCUGACACCCCUUGUCACACUUGUUAGGCUGUGAAACUUUUGUUAGAUGGAGUAGAUUUUUUCUUUCUUUUUUUUAUGUUUUUGUUCCAUUUGUUUUUGAGUCACUUUUCACAAAAAAGAGGGGAGUGAAGCUAAAAGAAUCUAUGUUAAAAGCAGAAAUUGUAUGUAAAACUGUAUAAAUGAACACGUACAUAUACAGAAGUGUAUUACAUAUAUAUUAUAUAUAUAUUCUUUCAUAUAAAAUAUAUAUAUAUAUAGUAUAUAUACAUUAGAACAAUGUCUAUAACUCGACUCUCCUGUCCACUCCUUGCAUUGAGGUGAAAGCAGAAACACAGUUUUGAUUGAUCAUGCUUUUUUUUUUCUUUGUGUGGUACGUUCAGAGAAUAACCAAAACUCUGGCCCGCCCAAGAUCUCUGCAUAUCGGGUACCAGCGUACAAUGCAUGGUGUUGUACUGGCUGCUUCUGAGUAUUGUGGAGCCUGCUUUGGUGAGAGGAUUGCACUACCAGCAUACCCUUUUGUACACGUGUGAAGAUGUCUUGCCCCUCGUUUCCUAUAUCGUACGCACAUACGUAUUCAGACACACACACACACGUACGUGCAACACAGUCACAGUCACACGCACUCUCACGCAGUCUUAGCAUUUUGCAGGCCACACCUGGUGAACCAGUGUGCCCCAGUAUGAGCUGCAGUUCACUUUGUAUGACAAAAUGUUUGCUCGUUUCAGCUCUAACCCUGCUCAAUAUUUCCACCUAACACACUGCUGCAGUUUGAAGUUGAUCUUUCAGUUUGCUGUCUCUUUCAAAUAAGGGUUAGUCGUCUUAACUGUCUGUGUGUUUGUUUAUGGUGCAAUAUCUCUUAACGGCACGUGCCUUUUUAGCUUCCUAUUUAGUCUGUCAAUAAAAUCAGCAACGAGGAUCUCGAACCCGCGGGAGUGAAUCAAAACGGAGCACGAUAGAAACAAUGUAUUGAGUUCAAAAUUAACGUGUAAACUGAAAACUCACCACCUAGAUUAGACUGUCUGGACUAACAUCUUGUAGAGUCAUGUAGUACAAGUGCUCUCUCUCUCUCUGUGUUCUGUUUACUGGCUCUCGGGCCCGUAAGAGAACAGCUUGCCUUCUGUUUUACACUUAUGUUCAUUUCCAAGUGUUGUUUUAACAGUCGGUAUAUGAGGCCAUUUUUUUUUUGUAGCAUGACUGAGAUAAAUUUCUUUUCUUUGCUGAAAAUAGGCUAAUGAAAACAAAAAAAAAAAACAAAAAAACAAAACAAAAACAAAGUUAUGACUGUCAUUAUCUCUUGCCACUAAUACAGUCAGAGAGAGAACGUGUGUGCACAACCACAUGGGACAAUUAAAUGAGAAUCAGUGAAAGAAUGUCUUCAUUUGAGCACGAAUCUAUUUCCAAACAAUAAAGCAGCCUUCCAGUUA